GACCCCCUCCAGAGUUCACAAUGCAUGCCGACGUUUUAGUACUUGGCUAUUGGUAGACAUGCAAGUGUAGCAGUCAGCUGUUAAUAGACUGUGUGAUAGUUUCGAUUUUGGUUCGGUCGCUGUGUGAAAUUUGUGGAGGCAGCGAACCCGUUGAACCAUUCGGCCCUGGAAUAAUCGCUAUCAACGGAAACAUCAGUAAGUUUCAACAGGAGAUACAUAUUACUUAUCAACAUGGAUGAAGUAUCGAGGGAAACCAAAAGCAUAGUAGACAAGGUUUUAAAGGACGUCGGAAAGGCAUCUGCUGCAAAACAACUUGUAAUUGGAACCGUCUCCGGAUGGUGUACUGGUUUUGUGACAAUGAAAGUUGGAAAAGCGGCAGCAGUUGCAGUUGGAGGUGGCAUUAUUUUGUUACAGAUUGCAAAUCAUAAAGGUUAUUUGAAAAUUAACUGGGAUAAAGUUCACAAAGAAGUAGAUAAACUUGCUGAUAAGGUAGAAGAAAAAGCUACAGGAGAUGGUCCCAAAUUCUUGGACAAGAUGGAACGACUGGUCGAUCGAAAUAUUGAUAAGGCUGAAGAGUUAUUGAAGAACAAGCAGCGCAAAGCAAAGCGUUGGUACCAUAGUUUUAUUGGUGAUGAAGACUAUUUCCAGGUUCAAGAAAUUCAUAUUUUCCUUGCUUCAUUUGUUUUGGGUUUUUCGGUUGGAAUUGUGACAGCCUCCUGAAUCGAAUGAAAAGGAAGAGCAUUCAUGUAGAUUACUGUAAUUUAAGGCAUUUUACUAAACUUGAGUUAUUUAUUUCUGUAAUGAAGAGGUAAUAGUGAGUAGAACUGGAUUUUUCGUGACUGAUAAGAGCUUUAAGGCAGACUGUAGAAUCUCAUAAAUGAAUUAUACAAGAGGUAUAUGUCAGACUGGUUUUUCCAGGUGAUGUGGCUGGAGUAUGCUUUGUGUAAUUUAUUUCAAGAUAACACACCUAAUUUUUGUCACCUUAUAAAUUAUUAUUUAUUAAACGUAAGGUACCUAAUAAGUUCCCUAUGACUGAUAAUUUGAAAGUAUUAACUGUUCACACAAUUGAUAUGUGAUAUAGUAUAGAUUGUAUGCAAUAAAUAUUGUGUAGUAAUAAAUGAUAUUGUGUUUUGACAA
Schistocerca nitens (vagrant locust) is the source of this 1137-nucleotide messenger RNA. RefSeq names its product FUN14 domain-containing protein 1. Gene Ontology annotation, cellular component: mitochondrial outer membrane. The record is from RefSeq and is a predicted model, not a curated record. The transcript is spliced from 4 exons. NCBI's taxonomy places the organism in Eukaryota, Metazoa, Arthropoda, Insecta, Orthoptera, Acrididae. Bases 232 to 720 code for a protein of 162 amino acids. Gene Ontology annotation, biological process: autophagy of mitochondrion.